UUUGUUAACUCUUUUAGAUUUUUUAUUCGUUUUAUAACUUGUUUAGUAUGAUUAUUUGUUCUUCAAAAAUGUUACUUUGUUAGCAAAUGUGGAUUGUGGUCAGUGAUUGAUUUAACUUAGUUUUAACAAGAUGAAGACAGCUACAACUCACAAUGACUUGAAGACAAAAGUGCUACUUUUCGCUAUCAGCUCUCGUGUUUUUAUUAUUUUCCUAUCAUGGAUUUCCAACGUAGUUUUACCAGACCAUGAUGCUGGAGUCUACAUCUUCCCACAGCCAACUACUAUCAACAUAUCUUUUGCCGAUGAAAUCAUUAACAACGUAUUUGGAGGCUUAGUGAGAUGGGAUGCUCAAUACUUUCUUCACAUUGCACACUACGGCUACACCUAUGAAAAUACACUUGUAUUUUUUCCAAUGUUUCCAUUCUUUGCUAGAAUUCUCGCAAAUGUUUUAGAUGUCAUUUUAAAUGGUGUAUUGAAUCACUACUCAACAGUAUUACUGUCUGCUUUGACAAUUAACUUUUAUUUCUUUGUGAGUGCAUCAAUCAAGCUCUUCGAGCUUUCGUGUAAAGUACUAAAAGAUGAGUCGCUCGCGUAUAAAUCUGCAUUAUUUUUCUGUGUGAACCCAGCCAGUAUAUUUUUCACUGCUCCGUAUUCAGAAAGUUGUUUUGCCUUUUUCACUUUCUCGGGUAUGCUGUUUUGUGUAGAAAAUGAAAGAGACUUGUUGUCUAGUUUUGCAUUGGGUUUGUCAAGCUGUGCUCGUUCUAACGGUGUAUUGAAUUUAGGAUAUAUUGCUCAUAAAUGUAUAAAACGUGCCUUUAAUAUUUUACAAGUACUAAAAUAUCAAUUUAACUUUUCUUCAUUCUAUACUAUGAUCGUUGAACUAUGCAAAUUAUGCAUUUGCACCAUAGUAUUUAUUGCUCCAUUUAUUAUGUUCCAAGGAUAUGCUUACAUGACUUUUUGCAAGAGCAAAGUAAAUAUACCAGAAUUUUUGAAUGAGUUUGGAAAAUCAAAAGGAUUUGUGACUCCAUCUUCAGAUUCGCCACCAUGGUGUAACCACAAAAUACCUUUCUCGUACUCAUACGUACAAAACCAUUAUUGGCAUGUCGGUUUUCUUAAAUACUAUCAAAUUAAGCAAAUUCCAAAUUUUGUACUAGCAUCGCCUGUAAUAUUUUUAAUUUUGAGGCACUCAUAUCUUUUCAUGCUUGAAAACACCUCUAUUCUGUUUUCUUUAGGUUUAAAAAGUCCAUACCGUGUUAAUUAUCAACAACAAGAGUUGACACCUGAAUUCUUUGUCUUUGUCGUCCACACUGUGUUUUUGACAAUAUUCUGCAUGUUUUUUGUCCAUGUUCAAGUAACAACGAGGAUGAUUGCCUCUUCUUGCCCAGUGCUUUACUGGUUUGUGGCUUUACGUUACAAGACUGAAAGUGGCACUAAAAGUGAUGUGAUUUCCAGUAGACUGAAGACAAGUGGCUCCAACAACUAUAGCUUAGUAGAGACAAAAGAAAACAUAGCUAGUGUUUGGAGAACUGUUAUUUUAACAGAUAAACCGGUUAAUAUUUGGUCUCAUUGUAUCAGAAUGUAUUUUUAUUCAUAUUUUAUUAUAGGCACCGUUAUAUUUAGUAAUUUCCUUCCAUGGACUUAGUUUGAAUAGGCUAU
Messenger RNA from Macrosteles quadrilineatus (aster leafhopper), 1656 nucleotides. Its product is annotated as GPI mannosyltransferase 2-like. Gene Ontology annotation, molecular function: alpha-1,6-mannosyltransferase activity; GPI mannosyltransferase activity. Gene Ontology annotation, biological process: GPI anchor biosynthetic process. Bases 131 to 1642 code for a protein of 503 amino acids. The transcript is spliced from 2 exons. The record is from RefSeq and is a predicted model, not a curated record. Lineage: Eukaryota; Metazoa; Arthropoda; Insecta; Hemiptera; Cicadellidae. Gene Ontology annotation, cellular component: mannosyltransferase complex; endoplasmic reticulum membrane.